Molecule: messenger RNA, 5015 nt
Organism: Tauraco erythrolophus (red-crested turaco)
Lineage: Eukaryota; Metazoa; Chordata; Aves; Musophagiformes; Musophagidae
Source: RefSeq, a predicted model, not a curated record
AUGGUGGUUUUCAUCAACACAAAGCUUAAAUCUCUCAUGAAACUUUUCAAGAGAAAGACUGUUUCCAACCUAGAUGAAGAGAGUAGAUGGACCGUGCACUACACUGCUCCGUGGCACCAGCAGGAAAAUGUGUUCCUGCCCUCCUCAAGACCACCUUGUGUGGAGGACCUGCACCGACAAGCCAAGCUGAACCUCAAGUCGGUGCUGAGAGAGUGUGACAAGCUGCGGCGGGAUGGCUACCGGAGCUCCCAGUAUUACUCUCAGGGCCCCACCUUCUCCUCAUCCUCCAGCGCUAUCUGUGGAAGUUACCAGGAUGAUUAUGAAGAAAUUGAACAAAAGUGUCCGGUCUCUUCCCCAGAAGAAGAAAAGCUUAUUACCAUCAAAAGGCCUAAAACUCCAGUUUCGAAUGAGUUAUCAGAUAUCAACACCCAAACCAACUGGACUAAAUCACUCCCACUGCCAACGCCAGAAGAGAAAAUGCGACAACAAGCGCAGGCAGUCCAAACAGAUGUGGUUCCUAUUAAUGUGACUGGGGAGAAUUUCGACCGCCAAGCCAGCAUUCGGCGGUCUCUAAUUUACACUGACACGGUGGUAAGACGGCCGAAGAAAGUCAAAAGGAGAAAGACUAUUACAGGAAUCCCUGACAACAUACAAAAGGAGCUAGCAGUUGGCGCUGGCCAAAGUGAUUUCCGAGGGCAUUCGAUGUAUGUCCCCGAUCACUGCUCCACGCUAGGGAGACUGGACAGCUAUCGCUCUGCUGGGCAGCGCUCUGAAACCAAGGACACCAGCUGCCAGACGGAGGACGUUAAAGUGGUGCCUCCUUCGAUGAGAAGAAUACGAGCGCAGAAAGGACAAGGCAUCGCAGCCCAGAUGUCUCAGUUCUCCAGCUCGUCUGGAAACAUGUCGGUGAUGAGUGAUUCUGCUGCAGUUACCUUUGCUUCUCGCCAAAAUAGCGACUUAGGUUUUCACAGCUUGCCUCGGGCUGGUGCGAGAGUGUCUCUGCAGUCCCUGGAGCAGACACAGAGCAUCUCUAGGCAGACGGAAGACGUCGCUGGCACUUUACCCCACCAGAUAAGUAAACUGCAAGUGGACGAUAGUGUUGUGCAUCUGAGGAACAAUCCCACAACAGGGACCCUGUCGAGGCCAAAGUCUCAAGAGGUGAGAAGCUAUGAUGGCGAAAAGUCCGCAAGCCCAGCGUGUGUGGUCUCUCCUCAUGCCACCUACUCAACGAGCAUCAUACCCAACGCAACACUGUCAUCCUCCUCAGAAGUUAUCGUUAUUCACACUGCCCAGAGUGUCGGAUCGUUGGAUAGUAAAAUCACCAGCUCCACUGUCUACCCGAAGCCAAGAGACAAUCCUGUUGCCAGCAGUGCAGUAAGUGGGAAAGAAGAUCACCAUUCAUCAAGCGCUGUCAUGAUGCUUUCCCUUGGUGACUCUGCUGUCUCUCUUAGCACUCCUGGAAACGCAGAGGCCGGGUCUCAGAGCGUGAGCUACAGUUGUAGGAACAAUCUUGCUUUGCCAAACCCUUCCCAGGACAGCGAUGGUAGGAGUGAAUCGAGCUAUUCAGGGGAGCGAGCGCAAGCGGCAGUGAACAGCACAGAGCAUUGGCUGUACAAGUCUGCAGAAAACAGCGAGACUCCUUCACACAAGGUGGUUUCUACCUCACCAGGCUGUGCCACUCCCGGUAGCAACCUCAGCAGCAGCAGCCUGGAGAGGACUUCGGUCAGGGACGAUUCUACUUCUCUGUAUUCUGUGGACCACGACAGUUAUUACGGUUCUAUGCAUAUGGACUCCGGACUGAAGUCAGACAUGCCAUGCAAUAGUAGUAAUGGUUUUGGGAACCCCAGAGACAGCGUGAUAAACGUCUUUGAAGGAAAGGAGAAGAAACAUCCGAACAACCAGUCAGGCCAAGGUGACAAGUCCCUUGCAAGAAACAUCUCUCUGAAAAAGGCAAAGAAGCCACCUUUGCCACCAUCCAGAACGGACUCACUCAGAAGGGUGCCCAAGAAAAAAGCCCAGUCCAAUGGGCAGGUACUUGAUGAAACCCUCAUUGCCACUCUCCAGCAUUCUCUGCAGUUGAAUCUCAAGUGCAAGAACAGCAGCUCCCCUUCCCAGAGCCCCUGCAGUGAUUAUGAGGAUCCCUGGGUGUUGCGCUCCCGCAGCCAAAGCUCAAUCAGCGCAAGCAGCAGCAUGAUGUCCACCACUGCUCCCAACCUGUACUCCAUCUGCACAGUCACUCCCUCUCAGAGCGAAACAAGCAGCAUCAAGUCGGAGUACGCUGACCAGUGGGGUUACUACAGCGACUAUGCCGCAGUGGCAGAUGACCAGGUAAAAUCCCCAGUGACCCCUUCUGCCAGUGCGUCAUCUGCUCUCAGUGAUUACAGCAUCAGCCACUUCAGUGAUGGCUCAAGGGCUUCUGUGCCACAAGUGCCCAGUGGACUGGCCAAACCAAAGAGCGCUUCACCGGAGAAAUCCCACCGUGUCAGGGGGUCCCCCAGCCAGUCCAAUACACCCACUGCGCUUACUCCAGUGCCUGUCUUUUUAAAACCUGCAGCAUCAGGAAACGGGAAAUCCAAGAUGAAGCCUAAAGUGCCUGAAAGGAAAUCCUCUCUUCUGUCUUCAGUCUCCAUGUCUUCAUCCUCCACUUCUCUUUCUUCAAAUACAUCUACUGAAGGGAGUGUGAGUGUGAAGAAACUGGACCCCGCCCUGAGCUCUCCUCCAGAUUCUGGUGCACCUCCUCUUGCAACACCUCCUCCACGUUGCCCUGAACUUUCUCCUCCUCCUCCCCCCCCUCCUCCUCCUCCAGCAGAAGUCAUGGAUCUGUCACCAUUGCCAGCCUCUCCCACAUUCCCCCCUCCUCCGCCAGAAGCUGAUGUAACUUCUUCCUGUGCCCAGACUGUCCCAUGGUUUUCGCAAGAAGCCGCCAUCAGUUCGUUCUCUUCCCCUGUUCCUUCUCCAUCUACUUUCCCCUUAGGUGUCCCGCCACCAGCACCACCUCUUGAUCCCAAACUAACGCAAGGUGCAACAAUAUACCCACAGUAUUCUUUUAAGAAACGUAACCAGGAGGAUUCUUGCUACAGUCCAGUGAAACAGCCACUCAACAAGCAAGACGCGUCGAGACCCGUGAUGCCCUUAGUAACUACCAAAGCGUUGCAAAUGGUGCAGCUGAGGUCUGUGAAAAAAGCAACAGAAGGUGAACCAUCACCCGAGUCUGCUUCUGAAACCAUCUCUCAGGAAAAGGGUACUGUAAAUUCAUCGUCGCAGUCUUCCCUAAAGCCAUCUCUCUCACUAAGACUCAGUACCAGCUUAGGUGAAGAGGACACGAAAACACAAGGCACUUCGUUUACAAACUCCGCUCAGACACUGGCGCGGGGUUCUCCUCUCGUCCUCUCCGAUAACAUACCUGCACAUGGCAGCGAUCAAAAGCCUGCAAGUGCAGUAGGUCUGAACAAGUCUUUCGAAGCUGAUUCCGUGCGGAGAGCUACUGAAGAUGCAACUGAGUCUUCAGUGCAGAGCGAAGACCUCCCUUCUGGCAUGUCACUUCAGGGGUCACCAGCGUCUCCCGACAAGACUCAGGUUGUAUUGCCAAGCAAGAAACCACCUCCUAUUUCAAAGAAACCCAAACUGUUCCUCGUUGUACCACCUCCACAGUUAGAUCUUACAGUGGAGAAAGCAGCUGAAGCGAGUGAGACUGUCAGAGGCACUUCGAGCCCAACUAAGAGAGACGCUGUGCUUGCACACUGCGAGGAGGCGACAAAUUGUCUUACAGAUGGACUCAGUUCUAGCGAGAUGGACUCUGGCAGCCUGGUUCCUGAGGGAGGAGCUGCUGGAUUCACCUUCUCUGAGACAGUGGGAACUAGUGCCUUUGUGGUACAGCCUGCUGCAUCACCAGCUCGAGAAGAACCCAGGCAGGAGGAGCAGUCCGCUUUUGACGAAGGAAGCAGUUCAGGCAGCAGCCAAGACGGCGGCAGUAACGCUGACGGGCACCUCUCUCAAGAGAACGAAAGUGUGGAGGUGUUUGAAUCGGAUACAGCAAAUAGUUCGUUCCUGCCGAGCAAUAGUUAUGGGGAGGAGACGGACGGGGUGGCAACACCAGCGAGACCAAGGACUACUGAGGAUCUUUUUGCAGCCAUUCACAGAUCCAAAAGGAAAGUCCUUGGCCGUAAAGAUUCUGAAGACGACCGUACCCGCAACCAUUCUCCAUCGCCCCCCGUAACUCCCACCGGUGCUUCCCCGACCUUAGCUACCCUCAAACAAGCCGGAUCCAUUCAGAGAAGCGUUCGCAAGAGCAGCACCAGCAACGACAACUUCAAAGCCCUGCUGCUGAAGAAAGGGAGCCGCGGUGACACCAGUUCCCGCAUGUCCGCGGCAGAGAUGUUGAAGAACACGGACCCGCGAUUCCACCGGACAAAGACGGAUGCCUCCCCUGACCUUUCCGACAGCCCUGCCAGCUGCUCACCCAGCAAAAGCAAACGGGCCCAGGAAGAGUGGGCCAAGAGCGAGGGCCUGAUGCCAAGGAGCAUGUCUUUCUCUGGCACCAGGUACGGCCGGUCACGAACGCCCCCCUCUGCUGCCAGCAGCAAGUACAAUGUCCGCAACCGCAUCCAGAGCAGCCCCAUGACCGUCAUUAGUGAAGGAGAUGGGGAAGCGGUGGAACAGUCGGAGGGCAGGGUCCGAAGGACUUUGGAAGAGCAGCAAGAGAGGCAGCUUGAUGUGUUCAACAGCGAUGAAAUGGACAUGAAUGACUUUCCAUAUGCUGAGGAGGCAGGCUGCAAGGAGGCCCUGGAUCCAACCCAUCUAGACUUAAUGACUCAACCAGGUACUUCAAGGAAGUGUCUAAGCCCUUCAGCUGAAGAAAGUUAAAAGGCAGUGACAAAAGUCAUUGGAUAUUAGUCUAGAAAACGCCAGAGGACUCGAUUCCAGAAGAAAGCCCAGACCAGGACAAGUUUACUUUGCUGAGCGUUUAUUCCAUGAACUGCAUGUGUGUGUUUAAAUGCUGAAGCAAUGAUAGUUCU